AUGUCGGGCAGCAGCAAAAUCCGGCACAUCGUCCGCCUCCGCCAGAUGCUGAAGCGGUGGCGCCGGAAAGCAUCCUCUGCGGCGCGGCUCACACAAUCCGAUGUGCCAGCGGGACACGUGGCGGUGUCCGUGGGCCCGAGCUGCAGGCGGUUCGUGGUCCGGGCGUCUUACCUGAACCAGCCGGUUUUCAAGAAGCUGCUGGCCCAGGCCGAGGAGGAGUACGGGUUCACCAACACCGGCCCACUCGCGAUCCCCUGCGACGAGUCACUCUUCGAAGAGGUCCUACGCUACCUGGCCCGGAAGGAGUCCAAUUUAAACAACUCGGCCCGGUUCAUGACCUUCGAGGACUUCCAGCGCUACUGCCACGUAGGCUUCCAGAGCAAUGUCAAGAUCUGGGCCGACUCCAGACCACUCCUUGAUGGGCUUUGUGAUUAG
Striga asiatica is the source of this 435-nucleotide messenger RNA. Lineage: Eukaryota; Viridiplantae; Streptophyta; Magnoliopsida; Lamiales; Orobanchaceae. The record is from the annotation of a GenBank genome assembly.